CUCUGUUUUCCCAGGACGGUCGACAAGGCAGCGCAGCGAGAGCGUGACGCCGCCAACGUCCGCGCGCGUGAACGGGACGGGGCGAAACCAGCGCCGAAACGGCAAAUAGAAACCACGCUUGACUUUAUAUUCAGAGCACCCAUUAAAUUAAGCAAACCAGGGGAACUCCGAGAGGAAUAUGAAAGCCAACUAAGGAAGCUGAGAGAAGAAAAACUACAAGAAGAAAAAACUUCCGAGGAUCUGAUUCACAAGCUAAUUCUAGAUGACAUGGAAGGAGGAAAAAGAAAAAUGGAAGAACAGCAGAAAAAAGAUGACUCUCUAGUGCUGAAAGUGAACCAAGAGUGUUUUCCUGAACGUCUCUCGGAUUCAGAGAACGAAGAACCAUUCCAGGGCAAACAAACGCAUCGGUCAGCUUUUGUUUCCAAGACCAGUGCCUACUCCUUUGCUUUCCUUUCAGGGAACCUAACCUCCAAGGUGGAAAGGAGUCGGAGUUGCAAUGACACCAUUCAGGAGAGAUCAAAGAGCAGGCAGCGGUCAGCCCCAGCCAGCAAAACAAAGGUUCCACCUUUGACCAGCGCGUCGACACCUUUGGUUGGAGUUUUGUCAUCUACCCAAAACAAUCGCUGCCUCUCCGCCCCAGAUCUGACAGCAGAGAAGCGCCUCGUUCUCAACCCCGUUUCAUCCUUCUCCACCCUGCACAAGCCAGAGCGAUCCAUCAGCCCCGAGAGCAAUGACAGCAUCUCAGAAGAGCUCAAUCACUUUAAGCCAAUUGUCUGCUCCCCGUGUACUCCUCCAAAGAGGCUUCCUGAUGGCAGAGUCCUGAGUCCUCUCAUUAUAAAGUCCACUCCGAGAAACCUCAACCGAAGCCUGCAGAAGCCAACCACCUAUGAAGCCAGUCCUAGAAUACUGAAAAAAUGGGAGCAAAUAUUUCAGGAGCGCCAGAUCAAAAAGACCCUCUCUAAAGCAACUCUUACAUCCUUGGCUUCAGAGCCUGGGGAAGAUGUUAUAGUUCCUGACAUCACCAACUCCAGUAGUUGCAAUAAAGAGCAACUACAAAUACAGGAUGAUCACAUUCCACCUGACACAACAGGAGACCCUCGCCCAGAGCUAGAUUUCUUUCCUUCUAUCAGUGAAAUGAAGUCAGGAAGAGGGAGUGACAGAGUAUAAAAAGCCGUAACCACAGACUAUAGCUCUGCUUAACCAGAUGCAAGAUCAAAUGGAACCUCCCUAAACACACGAGUGUCAGAAGUUCCUGACAUAAAAGUGAAUGCGUACAUGGACAAAUCCUGUCUUAGCAUUGGCCCAAAAAUGCUGAGCAGAAGAAUAAUUGGAGUCAAUGCGUCACUGCCUGACAACAGCACGCUAGGAGUUCCGGUCAAGACAUCGGGAAAAAAGCAGCUGAAAUACCUGAACAACAGCGAAUUGAUCAACGUACAGAACAGUACCUGCAAUUCUGUUGAAAACAUCAUUGGCGAACAGCCCCCUUCGCUGAGACGGGGACGAAAGAGACGCUGCAAAACAAAGCACUUGGAACACAAUGGUUCUGUCAAAAGACUGAGGCACGCGGAUUUUUUUAAAUUCCAAUAGACAAAUAUGUACUUUCCUAGGUGCAUAAAAUACAUUCUCAUUCUAUGGAGGCUGGCCUUACAUCUGCAGCGAAUUUUUGACAGUGAGAAUAGGACAGUGGAUAGGCGGAAAGUUAGAGUAGAUCGGUAUCUCCUGCGCUCAAAGAGCACUCUGGGUGCUAAGUAGCACUGAUGGACAAUGUUGCCUUUCUAGAGGACAAUGAGGUUUAUCAGAUUAUCUUAUAGGAAAACUAUUUUUUGUCAUACUUCCACCCACACAAUUGUUUUUCUUUUUGGUGGUAAGACAUUUGUAGGUCCAGUUCAGAGAGAAGCCAGAGUCCUUUCAGAGUUCAAAAAAAAGAAAAAGAGAAAAAAAAUCCCCCAACCUCUCUGGUCCAUCGGUCCGAAAGAAGUGUCAGUCCUCACCGUGAAUACACUGCAAUGCAUGUAAACGCAGUUGAUGACAUUUGGGUUCCCCUAGCUAAGGGUGUGGUAUUAGCAGUAUAUGAAGUACUGGGUAGGGACCUCAUCUGUUCGUUGUUUUGCCAUUUGCGAUAUGCCAAGAGAAAUCAGAGCUCUACUGAUGGAGAGCAAGCUAGGCUGUUUCUAUUCGAGAAACUGUUCUCCCCUCUGUCUGUCUCAUUAUCUCCCUUAUGCUGCAGCUAGCUGUGGUGGUUGGCCUGUUACUUAUGUCAGAGAGAAUGAGCUGACUUGGCCUAAACUUAUAACAACGGGACUGUUUGGGAAGGAGGCUAUGAUUCGUAUUUCUGCUAGGAAGUACCACAUAUAUCCUCCAGGUACCUGUACCUGAAUGUAUCUCACUGUCUGUACCAGCGGUACAGAUCGAAGGUUGCUUUAUGUAGAUGGCCAAAUGCAGUGAGGGAAGCUGUAAAAUCAGGAUUUUACUGAAAAGCCUUAUGACAACUUGUACAUUUACGUUAAUAAUAGAGUGGAAAGCUUGGGCUGAACAGCUGGAAGCCAUUCUCUCGGGCUCUGAGACACGUGGAACAAAUGCAGCUUUCUCUAUAACUUCUCCUAGAUAUAGAGGAAGUUGUCCGUACUGACACGUAUCCUGCAGGCUCCCACUAGUUGAGAUAGCUGAGAGCUCUCGACACAGGUAAAGCUUGUCCUUACGUGUUCGACGGUGGCACUAACAGGCAUCCUGAGUUAUUUGACGCAUCAUCGUCCUUUCCCAGGCACUUUGUGAGUUUGCGGUAGAGUUGGGAUGAGAGCCCAGCCCUCCCGGCCUGUGGGUACACGUACACAAGAUGCAAGCCUGCCCGGUCCGUGCUCCGAGUUAGCCAUCUGCAGGCAGGAAUUCAUACUGCUAAGAAAGCUCAGGUGAGCACUGCGCUAAGAAUUUCCACUUAAGGGCAGAACGUGUUAGGUCAGGCACAGCGUUUGCCAGCCACCCGGCGUCCGGGUUGGUGUCCAGCCAGCUCGGAGCCUGGGCAGGGAGAGCCGGAUCUGCCGGAGUUGAGGUUCCUGACUUGGUGGAGCGCGCGUUGUCUCCCAGACGUGGCCGGCAGCGCGGGCUGUGCCACCACGUGUCAGAAUCCCUCGGGCCUCUUCGUGUCUCGACCGUGACACGGCUCUUACCUAAAUAACGCUAAUGUUCCAGCUAGCCUGACGGUUUGAGCUGAGUAAUUGUCCGCUUACAUCACGACAGAGUAUGGUGAUUGUUCUUCCUCGGACCAAUUUCAGGGAAUAAGGGAACAGGAGAAUUAAAUGCCCAAUCCCAUAACCAGUAUUCCUUCAGAGAGGACGUUUAUUCUUUUCUCUUUCUACCUGAUACCUCUCUCCACCAUCCAUUAGCAGUGAAAGAAUUUCCUUGAUUAUUAUCAGUCAUUAAGCUCAAAAAAACACAGCUCAGCUUCAUACUCGACUGCUGCCUUGCGGUGUAUUCACUGGGGAUCCUCGGCGUCCGCGGGGACCUUCUUCCGGGGCUCUCUGCGCUGUUGCUGUCGUGCUGACCCAUGCACCAGAGGACAAGUGGUAUUUUCAAGACCUACCCGAAGCACGCUGCUGUGCAGCCGGUUAAACUUGCCGCUGGCCCAUGGCACGAAGGGAAAGUCGGCUAUCACGUUACACACAUGGGACGGAUCCAAGAGAAUUGUCAGUGCCCCCAUUUCCUCCUGGAUGCUUCUGUUGGGGAAAAAACUUGGAAAAGGGCAGAAUUUCUCCCUCCAUCUUAAAUGGUAAAAAAAAUGGGAACCGGUUUUAUUUUUUCUCUUUUGGCAUACUUGUGUAACUGCAAGGACCCUGGAGCUUUUUACCGAUUGAACUGGAUUGUUUUUUUAAAAGAAAUCUUAUAUUUUAAUGGAUAAAAUUUAUAUAUUUUAAAUACUAUAUUUCAACAGAUUGACACUUUCGUUGUGAGAAAUCUUAUAGCAAUGAUUCCGUAAUAUAUAUAUAUCUCCUUAACACAUCAACUACUGGAUGUUUAAAAUCGUACCCCAUGCCAGGUUUCCACCCUCGGCUAGACCUGGCCUGCUCGGCCUACCUGUUGGGGCUCGUGGGUGAUGUCUUGCUGUACCCUCCUCGGAGGUGGAGCUCUGCCCUCUUACGCACUGCAGCCUCGUUAGGUGCAGCCUCGUUAAUUGCUGAUUGAAGCCGGCGCAAUUCUUUUGCCUCAAACCGAAUUGUGCUCACGUACACCAGCGCCGAAUUGGAAGGAAACUGAGUGAUUGUAGCCUUGAUCGCACCCCAGAAGGGUGGCGCAGAGAUAAAUAGCAUCGGUUUGAAUUUGCCCUCUGCCACGGCUCUAAAGAAUAAGCUAAGGAUGGAAACGCACAGCUUUUACCCUGAGCUGCUGUGAUUUUUUUUUCCCCCCCUAAGUUUUGAACUAAAGCUUGCACUUUCCAAGUGCAUCUAGAUUUACUAUGAUUUUUACAGAUCCCCUUCUCCCUUGCCCUUGCCCAGGGUUAAUCCCUCGAGCCUGAAUGAGACUUCCCGAAACAGUUUCCUUCUUUCUCGCUGCGCUCGUGCUGGUUUCCUCCAGGCUUGGGCUGCCGGACGUUCUCUAAGCAAGUGUAUAAAACAAAAACUAGAUUUACGUGGGUUUUACAUGCUGAAUGUAUCCUUUUUCUCUCUCGUAGAAUAGAUUUUGGAGUCCAGCACGGCAGGCCAGUGUCGUCUUAAAGAUCUUUUCUUUGUUUUAAGAUUGCCUAAAUAUUUUAGUUUUGUGUGUGUUAAUUUCCUCUUUUUUAAAUCUGAGUCUCAGCGGAAGUGCAGGAGGCACUGCCUAAGCUGGAACUUGUCUCAAGCCAAAAAAGCCUAACAGAAAAGAGCCGCGCUGGCACGUCCGUUCCCCGCAGCAGCGCGUCCGUGCUGCUCGCGCUCCCCAGCUUUACGAACCUCGGCUUUGCUCAGCGGCCUGCUCCCGGCGAAGCAGAGCGCAAGCUUCCCAUCGGCUCCGCGGGCGCCGCUCAGGUCCCAGCAAAAGAGGGUGCGUGUCGUGUACAGUCUUGUUGCAUCAGUAUUUAAGGAGGCCUUUGGUUUUUGGGGAGGGUUGGGGGGUUUUUUUUGUUGUUUUGGGGUUUUUUAAUCAUAACGUGGAAUAGUUAUGGUGCUCUGAAGUCUGUCCCUUUUCGGUAAGACGUUACCGCUGACAUGCAGUAGCAGCUUUCAGUAAUGUAUCAGGGUUGGAUUGAUCUUUUCUCAAGAGGUUUGGAUGUCCACAGAUUACCGCGCGGGUUUUUAGCCCACUGCUUUUAGCCUUUGAAGAAAACUGCUGGCUGUAUUUCUGCGUUACCCGCCCCAUCUGGUCGCUUCUUCCAGACGGAGGAAAAACACAGGCAGCUGCCGUUUUCCUGCCGGCUAGCGUAGGCCAUCUCACCUUCUUCCCGAGCUAGCGAGAGUGGGACUGGGGCUAGGCUGAAAUCUGCUCAAGUCAGUAUGAGGCCAGGGGCUUGAGGUGAUUUUUAAGCUAUGAUGAAUAAUUUUAUUAAUUUUGUGUAAACUUACACAAAAAAUAAUUGUAUAUAAUUUCACGUAAAAGAGCAGAAGUUCCCAGCCUCUCGCAUUUAAAGGUCAGGUGUUACGCUUCCUUUGUCACAAAUAAUGUCAUCCGAGAAGUAAAAUACCUCUUGCUGAACAGUGGAUGCAGCACAGGAUCUGCAGAGGCCCUAAACCGAAAUCAAGUAUUUAUUUACGUAUAUUCGAAAAUAGUUCCUAAUCCUCCUCCUUUCUGCAGCCGUGUUGUCUCUGGGAUUAAAGCCGUCCCCGCAGAUUGUGGACAGUGCAGGCAUGUACACAUCCUUCCAAAAUGUGAAGCUGCCUCUCACCUUCAUGCCCUCUCGGGAGAAAAAAACAGGUCAAGAGAUUGCACUGCUUGUAGCACUUCCUGGUGACCAGAAGGGGUUGGGGGGGGGGAGGGGUUGUUUAAUAACAGAAUGACUGUAUCUGCCAAAGAUGCCAUCUGACUCCGAAAAGCAACUUUGACUCUCUGGAGCUUCCUACAUGGGAAAAGAUGUAUUAAGAUUCAUUUUUGGAGUCAGAACAGACAACAGUAAACAAAUGAAGGAAAAGUGCCAAAAGAAUGGAUCAUGCAAGAUGAUUGUAUCGUGGUGUUCUACAUUGUCAGUAUUUUUCUUCAAAUGAUAUUGUACAUGCAGUACACAGUAGUCAUGAAGUAUAGCUUGAACAAGCGCUUCUUUGUAUUUUAUCAAUGAAAGCAAGGGGGAGGUGAAGCCUUAAAGACUAUAACUGAUUUUACAAGCAGGCCUUUAGCAAUGCUUCGAGGAUAGCCCUGCAGGGCUUUCGGCUGGACGCUUCAAGAUCUCUUUGCCAUCUUGUAGUUAUUCCAUGAAAGGCUGACAAGGAGCUUGUCCUGGGUGCGGGGGAAGUGUUUCAUGCGACCCCGUCCCCUCUGAUCUGUAAGGGGGACGGGGAGCGACCGUUUCUUGUUCACCUUUUGGACGUGGACAUGAAGGUCUAGCAUGUCACUGUGAUAGAGCGCUGUGGGAUAUUUUGUAGAUCGCAGCUAGGUGCAAACUGUGAUGUGAUGCUGAUUUGAACUCUAGGUCAGAAGCUGGAAUGAUCUCUGUGUUGUAUGAAUUCGAUACAAACCUUUUUUCUCCCCCCUAUCUUUAAAACUCUGCAAAGCAUCAAACAGAUCUAGAAUUAGCUAUUCACUAUGCAAACAGAAAAAUCUUCAGCUGAUUACAAGGGGUUUUGUGUAUGCCUGGUUUUCUUGGUGUUUACUGUCGAACUGUUUAAAGCAAAUAUAGAUGUUGCUACACUUUUUCCAAUAUGCUUUAAAUCGUUGUGCUUUAGUGUGAUCCUCAACUUGCAAACACCAGUGUGGAAAAAGACUACGGUCAUUUUGGGUCUCAACUGAACCACUGUGGCUUCAUCCGAAUGUUUUAAAAGCGAUGGAAGUUACUGAAAGACUGUUUACUUGCAUGUGUAAAAUGUGUGGGUAAAAUGAAAUGCAGGCGUCUCUCAUAUUGUGGCUUCUGUUAUUUGGAACAGAGUAAAUUCUGCUUGUGCAAAAUUGUCACAAAACGGAAAUAUGCCAACUGUGUACAAAUAUCGUGUACAUGUUAACAGCAAUGACGACUUUAACCGCAGGACAAAGGCCGAGGUUAAAAUGGAAUAAAACCAGGUUCUUACAGUCGA
Messenger RNA from Struthio camelus australis, 7187 nucleotides. NCBI's taxonomy places the organism in Eukaryota, Metazoa, Chordata, Aves, Struthioniformes, Struthionidae. The record is from RefSeq and is a predicted model, not a curated record.